AUGCUCUCAGAUGUGGCUACGCUGCGGACUAACGUUAAGAUAGACGAGUCCCUCGCACUCGUCGAGCUCGGGGGCAGCUACGUACCGGGCAACUGUAAUCCUAGAGAAAGACUGGCCGUGCUUGUGCCGCUGCGAGGACGGGCUGACGCUCUGCCAGGCUUCCUGGCGCACCUUCACUUCUUUCUGCAGCAACAAAACAAAGCUUAUACGAUUGUUGUCAUCGAGCAAACAGCUAACGCUCCGUUCAAUAGAGCGUCUCUGCUAAAUGUGGGAGCUAUAGAGACGAUGCGUAGAGUUGCUGCAGUGAACUGCUUGGUUCUGCACGACGUCGACGUGCUCCCUUUGAACCUCCUGAACGACUACAGCUGCGCUCCUGGGGCCGUCCGACAGCUCCUUCGAUCACGCAGUGAUCGCAAUUUCACCCCUUUCUACGGGCGUUUCAUGGGCGGCGUGGUGUCGCUGACGCCGCGCAGCAUGUCGCUGGUGAACGGCUUGAGCAACGCUUACUGGGGCUGGGGCGGCGAAGACGACGACUUCGAGCGUCGGGUGCUGCGCGCGGGACUGCGAUUCGAACUGGUGACUAAACAGAGAGGCCGCAUGGACGAUGGACUGUCGAGCGUGCGCUACACGUUGCUGCGGUGCACGAGGUUGCCCACGUACACGCUUCUGCUCGUUGAGCUGCACCAGCAGGAGCCCUACCAGGCUCCCCGUGGGGCAUCACCUGAAGAACCACUAGCGUGUGAUUGA
Molecule: messenger RNA, 747 nt
Organism: Hyalella azteca
Lineage: Eukaryota; Metazoa; Arthropoda; Malacostraca; Amphipoda; Hyalellidae
Product: beta-1,4-galactosyltransferase 3-like
Exons: 5
Coding region: 1-747 (248 amino acids)
Biological process (GO): carbohydrate metabolic process
Molecular function (GO): glycosyltransferase activity
Source: RefSeq, a predicted model, not a curated record